Medicago truncatula (barrel medic) is the source of this 1484-nucleotide messenger RNA. RefSeq names its product mogroside IE synthase. The transcript has 2 exons. The record is from RefSeq and is a predicted model, not a curated record. Lineage: Eukaryota; Viridiplantae; Streptophyta; Magnoliopsida; Fabales; Fabaceae. Gene Ontology annotation, molecular function: quercetin 7-O-glucosyltransferase activity; quercetin 3-O-glucosyltransferase activity. The coding region runs from base 45 to 1418 and encodes 457 amino acids.
UAGGUACAUUCUCUUAGGAAAAUAAGAAAAACAAAGAAAGAGGAAUGGAAAAGGAAAAUAAAAACUAUGUAGCUCACUGUCUGAUCUUACCUUUUCCAGGUCAAGGUCACAUGAAUCCUAUGAUUCAAUUCUCAAAACGUUUGAUCCAUAAAGGAGUAAAAGUUACACUUGUAACUAUUAUUUCCCUUUGGAGAACUAUCAAGAACAAAAAUCUUUCUUCAAAUAUUGAUGUUGAAAGCAUCUCAGAUGGCUAUGAUGAUGGAGGCUAUGAAUCAGCAGAGAGCUUAGAAAUUUACAUGGAUACCUUUUGGAGGGUUGGAUCAAAAGAUCUUUCUGAACUUCUUCAUAAACUUUCUAGCUCAAAAUACCCUCCAAAUUGUGUUAUCUUUGAUGCAUUUAUGCCUUGGGCUCUUGAUGUUGCCAAGAGUUUUGGACUAGUUGGUGUUGCAUUUUUCACUCAAUCUUGUUCUGUUAACAGCAUAUACUUUCAUACUCAUGAGAAGUUGAUAGAGUUGCCACUUACACAAUCUGAGUAUUUGUUACCUGGAUUGCCAAAACUUGCUCAAGGGGAUUUGCCUUCUUUUUUGUAUAAAUAUGGAUCUUAUCCAGGCUACUUUGAUAUAGUUGUCAAUCAAUUUUCAAACAUUGGUAAAGCUGAUUGGAUUCUUGCAAACACAUUUUAUGAACUGGAAAAGGAGGUAGUGGAUUGGAUGGUGAAGAUCUGGCCAUUAAGGACAAUAGGACCGUCAAUACCAUCUAUAUUUUUGGAUAAAAGACUUAAAGAUGACAAAGAAUAUGGUGUUAGCAUUUCAGAUCCAAAUACAGAAAUUUGCAUCAAAUGGCUAAAUGAGAAGCCAAAAGGUUCAGUUGUGUAUGUCUCAUUUGGUAGCAUGGCUGGUCUUAGUGAAGAGCAAACACAAGAACUAGCUUUAGGAUUAAAAGAUAGUGAAAGUUAUUUCUUAUGGGUUGUUAGAGAAUCUGAACAAGUUAAGCUUCCAAAUGGGUAUGUGGAAUCAUCAAAGAAAGGUUUAAUAGUGACAUGGUGUCCACAACUUUUAGUGUUAACACAUGAAGCUUUAGGUUGUUUUGUGACACAUUGUGGUUGGAACUCGACGUUGGAAGCUUUGAGCAUCGGUGUUCCGUUGAUUGCAAUGCCACUUUGGACCGAUCAAGUUACGAAUGCAAAGCUUAUUGCUGAUGUUUGGAAAAUGGGAGUUAGAGCUAUUGCUGAUGAAAAAGAGAUUGUUAGAAGUGAAACAAUUAAAAAUUGUAUAAAGGAAAUAAUUGAGACUGAAAAGGGAAAUGAAAUUAAGAAAAAUGCUUUGAAAUGGAAGAAUUUGGCUAAGGAUUCUGUUGAUGAGGGUGGAAGAUCUGAUAAAAAUAUUGAAGAAUUUGUGGCUGCUUUGGCUCAAUGUUGAGAUGCAUUAUAUUCAUGAUGGAAUGAAAAGAAUUGUGAUAAAAUAAAAGUGGUGUGCUUAUUAUUA